Messenger RNA from Salvia hispanica, 1218 nucleotides. NCBI's taxonomy places the organism in Eukaryota, Viridiplantae, Streptophyta, Magnoliopsida, Lamiales, Lamiaceae. The record is from RefSeq and is a predicted model, not a curated record.
AUGAGUUCCGGCGAUGAGUUCCAACAAUUGGUGGAUAGGGAGUUCGAUGAACUCGUUCAAGAGGUGCAACGGGAAGCAGAAGAGGAGGAGGCGGCGGCGGCGUUCGUUCGCCCAUUCUAUCAUCGGCGGACCAUCUGGCGUGACCAUGUCGGGGCACACCAGCGGUUGGUAGAAGACUACUUUGGCGAUAACCCCCGUUACCCAGCAGAGAUUUUCCGUCGCCGCUUCAGAAUGUCGCAACGGCUAUUCAUCCAUAUAGCGAAUACAUUGGCGCAGCGGUACAGGCAGUUUGCCUAUGCCGGACCCGCUGAUAUGUUCGACGAAUACCUACAGUUGGGUGAAACAACUGCUCUGACGGCGCUGAGGCAGUUUUGUAAUUGUAUCCAGACCAUCUUCGGUCCGGAGUAUCUACGGAAGCCAAAUGCCGAUGAGUGCCAGAGAUUGAUAGAUAUGCACGGGCGAGUGCAUAAUUUUCCGGGGAUGAUGGGCAGCAUCGAUUGCAUGCACUGGGAGUGGAGGAACUGUCCGGUUGCUUGGAAGGAGCAGUUCACAUCUGGAUUCAAAGGAAGACACCCAACAAUGAUAUUGGAAGUUGUUGCUGACUACCGAUUGCGAAUCUGGCAUGCCUAUUUUGGUGUCGCAGGGUCGAACAACGACAUCAAUGUACUAGAUUCGUCCCAUCUCUUCAAUGAUGAGUGUCGGGGUGAGGGUCCGACGGUCAGAUUCAUGGCCAACGGGACGCAGUACAACAGGGCAUACUACUUAGCCGAUGGGAUAUACCCUCGUUGGCCCGUGUUUGUCAAGACGAUCCGGCAGCCGGUUGGGCCGAAACAAUCCUAUUUUGCGGCCAAACAAGAGAGUGCUAGGAAGGACGUUGAGCGUGCUUUUGGUGUCCUCCAAUCGCGAUGGGGCAUUCUUCGGUGCCCGAUUCGACAAUGGCACGAAAAUGAUGUCGCCUCCAUCAUGUAUGCAUGUAUCAUAUUGCACAAUAUGAUAAUAGAGGACGAAGGAUAUUCUGCAGAGAACUGGGCACCGGAAGAGGGUGCAAGUACGAGUCACGGUGUUGCAACCGCCCCACUGCAGAUGGGUGUACCGCGUAGUGAUGCAUACUUGAUCCAACGGUUCGCCAAUAUGCGGAGGGAAACAUCACAUACGACACUGCAGGCUGAUAUGGUAGAAGAGGUUUGGAAUCGUAGGGGAGGAGGGCGUAGAGCGUGA